Messenger RNA from Xenopus tropicalis (tropical clawed frog), 6633 nucleotides. RefSeq names its product immunoglobulin superfamily member 11 (gene igsf11). The transcript is spliced from 7 exons. The record is from RefSeq and is a predicted model, not a curated record. Lineage: Eukaryota; Metazoa; Chordata; Amphibia; Anura; Pipidae. Bases 1568 to 2872 code for a protein of 434 amino acids.
CCGGGUUGCUCGGAGACGGCAGUGCCUGUCAGUGAGGGGGAGAAGGAGGGAACACGUGUGCUCCCGGGACAGUCCGGAUAACGGGACGCAGCUAUCGGCCACUAUGCAACCUGCCCUCUACCUGGGAUCGAGCUGACUAUGCAAUGCGCCCUGGGUGCGGGCUGUAGCGGCGCUGCGGGGGGAUUGUGCUCAUACGGGGGCAUCGUGCUUACUGCCCAGUGACUGGGGCUCGGCAGCUGGCAGGGGAUUGGUGCCUGGCACAGCCUGCAGGGUGGCACUGCCCUGGGAUUCUAGCGGCACCGCAAUCCUUAGGCAUCACCCAGGGCACCCUGCGGAGCUUUCUUGGCACCCUGCGGAGCUUUCUGGGCACCUGCGGAGCAUUCAGCCCUGGGCACCCUGCGGAGCUUUCUGCGCACCCUGCGGAGCUUUCUGGGGACCCUGCGGAGCUUUCUGGGGACCCUGCGGAGCUUUCUGGGCACCUGCGGAGCAUUCAGCCCUGGGCACCCUGCGGAGCUUUCUGCGCACCCUGCGGAGCUUUCUGGGGACCCUGCGGAGCUUUCUGGGGACCCUGCGGAGCUUUCUGGGCACCUGCGGAGCAUUCAGCCCUGGUCACCCUGCGGAGCUUUCUGCGCACCCUGCGGAGCUUUCUGGGCACCUGCGGAGCUUUCUGCGCACCCUGCGGAGCAUUCAGCCCUGGGCACCCUGCGGAGCUUUCUGCGCACCCUGCGGAGCAUUGAGGAUUAUUCUCACCCCACAGAACUGGAAUCUAGGAACCCCCACCCCAGGAGCCAUUGGGGGACACCCCAGCGGAGCACCGUCCUUAUAAUCAUGGGAUGUAGGAGCCCCCCAGCACAAGUCGCCUGAUCCCGGGCCCCCCAGCACAUCAUGUGAUCCUUGUACUUUGGGUGUAUGAGACCCCGGUACCUGUGUGUGGCCCUGGAAACACGUGUGUUUGGACCCCCUGAAACCCAUUGUAUCUCUGGAUCCCGGAAGCUGCCCCCCCCCCAUCGAACUAUUGUUACCCUAGGGCCCCCCCCCAAGAGCUUUCAUUGCCCCCAGCCCCUGGAGUUAUUGGUACUGUUGUCCCCGUAUCUCAUAAACUAUAUCGGAUUUGGCCCCCCCCCCCGAGGAGCUAAACAUCCCCAGGCCCCCUGGAUCUAUAGGAGCCCUUUCACUAGGGAUCUGGGCCCCCGGCCCCCCAUGUGGAUGCUGCCCUUGGGUUCGCUGCGGGAUUUAUGCGCAUAAUAGCGGCUCGGCGUUAGUCGGCGUUACUCGGCGUUAGUCGCUCCGAGCGGCAGUGAAUGUGUCGGGAUUAAAGGGGAAGUUAGAGACGCGCUGAGCCCAUUCCCCGCUCUGCAUGCCAGCGCUGCCCUUUCCCCGGAUUAUAGGCGGCAGCCCCGCCGGUACUUACCCCUGUAGGUGUCCGGGGCAGGGGGGUUGGCACCCCAUCCCGGGGUAACUGGGUAACUGCUGUGCCGGCUCCGAGUGCCGGGGAUUCCUACUCCGGGACAUUGGAUACCCCCCCCCCCUAUUGGAUAUUUUACUUAUCAGCUGCCCCCCCCCCAGGAUGUGGCCAACAGGACCUGAGGGAAUGUGGAUCUUCCUGGGAGUAAUGACCUACCUGCAAGGUUUAGUGAUGGCGCUGCAGGUGAUCAUGGAGAAAGAGAACAUUCAGGUAGCGAGGGGUCAGUCGGCGGCUCUUUUCUGCUCCUUUACCACCAGUGCAGCCCUCACCAACCUCAACAUCAUCUGGACGGUGACUCCGCUCUCCAACGCCAACCAGCCUGAGCAGAUCAUUAUCUAUCAGGGUGGGCAAGUAUUUACUAACGCUGCCCAGUUCCAUGGGCGAGUUGGGUUUAUGCACACCAUGCCAAACACCAAUGCCUCCAUCUACAUCAACAGCACUCAGCUGUCUGACACAGGAACCUACCAGUGCAUGGUCAACAACCUUCCUGACAGGGCAAUACGAAAUAUUGGUGUUGUCGGAUUUACCGUUUUAGUGCCUCCGUCGGACCCCCGUUGCAGCAUUCAGGGUUCCCUGGAUAUCGGCAGUGACGUCACUUUGGCGUGCAGCUCGGAGGAAGGAAUCCCCAGGCCCACGUACCUCUGGGAGAAACUUGACAGCCCCCCUGGGCUCUCAUCUCUAGUAGCGCAAGACCAAUUCCAAGGGAUGGUUUUGCUGAAAAACAUAAGCACUGCAUCCUCCGGGCGCUACCAAUGUGUCUCGUCCAACCUGAUGGGGGCGAGUACCUGUCUCAUUGACCUGCAGAUAGUGGCCCCUAAGCACCAAAGUGUGAGCCUCAUUGUGGGGGCAAUAGCUGCAGGAGUGCUGGUUCUAAUCCUCUGUAUAGUCAUCGUGGCUGUGGGCUUAUUCUACUGGAGGAACAAGCACAAGGAGGAAGAGGAAGAGAUACCCAAUGAAAUUAGAGAGGACGACCUUCCUCCAAAGUGCUCAUCAACUACCAAAGUCUUUCACCCUGAUGCCUCCUUUUCCGAGCAGGACACCCUCACCUCUACCAAUACGUACAACGGGAACUACUGGAACAGUACUAAGUCCAAUUACUCUACUGGCUCAUACGUACACUACAACUGCAAUGGCUGCCGUCAGUCAACUUCUCGCUCAGUCACUGGCCCUAUUCGGUUAGCGUACGCUAACGGCGGGCAGCCACCCCCUGGUCCUCCAAAGACAUUGGUGGUGACGGCAAACACCGCCCCUUCCCCCAAGACUGGAUCUAGGAGCAACGGCACAGUAGGCAGAAAAGCCAAGCCAUCCCAAACUAGGUCUUACGCAGUGAGCCAGGCCACCCUGGAGAGAAUAGGUGCCGUGCCAGUAAUGGUCCCGGCACAAAGCAGAGCCGGUUCCUUGGUAUAGGAGGGCGUGCAACAUUCUCUAGAGAUGAAGAGAGCAUGGUUAGCAUGUGGGAUGUUAGAAACCAUCCUUGCUCUUCUGUCUUUUCAUCCGGGUGGUUAGUUAAAAAGAAAGUGCUGGGACGGACCAGUCUUUUGCUCACCAGAGAGAGAUGACAAACCCCCCCCCACCCUGGGACAUGGAUAUAACCAGGGGAAUGUGGACCGUUUUGCAGAGAUUAGAAUUCAUCCUUGCAGUGCCAAGCACAGCCGUAAGGGCUUCCAGCGCAGAAUAGCUUAUGUGCCUCCCUUGCUCCUUCCCAACACACACGGACUCAUUACCGGCUUUACUUUUGUACCACCUGCCUUGAGUAGAAAUAUACUUGUCUUCUUGGUAGAUAACGACGGUGCUAUGGAGUCCCCACUGAACACCAGCUAGCAUUAUCUCAAUGUUGUUCCAUUAGGAGAAGGUCAGCCCCCUUUUCUCACUCCAGCACUUUAGUAAGAUCCAUCUAGAGCACCAGUCAGCAGACGUCCAUUGGAGAUAACCAUAGCCAGGCAGGUACCUCUUCCUAAAGAGUUUGCGGACUGCGGCCAGAACGGAAAGUAAUUAGAAACGACAACACUUUUCAGUGAUGUAUACGCUUUAGAGAAUACGCUUUAGAGAAUGUCCAAACCCCUUGGGAGCCGGAGUUGGGGGGGUCUCGAGGCUUUGGAGACCUCUCUCCGGAAACCAACGCAUUUUACGAUGGCAGAAAGGAUGUGCAGUGAAACUCCGUAGUGCACUUUUUCCUGUAGUCUUUGAUUUAUCAAGUGGCAAUCUGUAACUGUCAGGAAUUCUACAAUCCAACUAUAGACCCACCUCCUUAUUCAUCAACUUGUAUUGGUUUCUACGUCAUUUCAACACGGGGCGCACUUAUCAAAUAAGGUAGAGGCAGUUCAUGUAAAAACUGGCCUUCAAAAUUCAAACUUUGGAGUAGUUUUUGAGAACCCUCCGUUUUUCUUUGAUAAAUGUGCCCCACCCCCCAAUGUGUUUUCGUUACAGUGUUGUCUUUAGCCCAUUGGUGUCCCAGUUGAGGAUGACGGAGCUAGCUUGAAUCUUCAACUUAAAUGCCUUGAUUCCCCCUUAUCCUUCCCAUCAUGAAAUCAAACACUGGAAACUCCUAUUUCCAAGCGAUGUGGCCUUGGUGAAUUGUUCAGUUCCCCAACCAGUUUGGUGAUGCAAUAAAUCAUUCAUUGAGUAAAAUUUAUUUUCAAGGGGAACUUGCUCAAGCUAAAACAAAAGAAUAUUUUCUAUUGGUAAACACUCAGAAGGACUAUGCAUUUCCUUUCUAGAAAAAAAAAGCCAUACUAACAGGAUUGCUGGCAGGUCAAUCUCCAUGUCUAGCUCCAUUGAAUUUCCAUUUGUGAAGACUGAGCUCUUUGGAUGAAGACGAUCAAUGUUCUGAUGAACUUGAGGGACUGUCAACAUUCCUUCGGUCAUUUUACCAAACAUUCUUGAACCAGUUUCCCUUAGAAAUGGUUUGAUGAUGUUGUAACAUUGGUACAGAGCUGAACAAAUGUCAUUAUUAUAUAGACAAACUGUAUAGUAGCUCUUGAUCAGUUGCUCUAUAUUAGAAGAACUGUGGUUCUAUUACACACUGACUGUCAACCUCAAGGACUCAAGACCUUAAAGAGGAUUUAAAAAAAAUCAUCUCCAUGUCAUCCCUGAACCUAAUUUCCAGGGAAUUUCCACUUAAGUAUCAACAAAAUUGAGGCAUGGUCAAACCACUGUACUUUCAGUGAUGGCUCUUCUUUAGAUACUGAAGAAGGGCGUCAAGCCUGGAAGUUCAAGUUGAUGUUCCUCCAAAACAAAUGGGACGAUGGAGAUUUUUUUUUUUUCAAAUCAUGUUACUUUUUGAGGCAUAAUACUCAAUUAAGGCAGCAUUUUUUCAACUUUCAAGGCCGUGGGGCUCAAACAUCCCUUAUUUUUAGCCUCAGCCCUUUAGCUAAGGCUAAAGGGCUCAAACAGUGACUGGGCUCAUGCUUUAUAUUGAAAUUUGAAGGUCAGUGCUUAUUGGCCUGAAUAAUACUUGAACUAUAGCAAACCUAGGAUAGUUGGAAACUUAGUGGGUUUGGACACUAAAGGGAUGCUUGAACCCAAAAGGUCUGAAGACCCCUGCCUUAAUGUAAGUAUAGGCAAGUCAGCAAUAUCUUAUGAAGGCCAGUCUUGUAGCCUGGAUUUGGACUUCGAACAAGUAUUUUUAAUACUCAAAAAUAGGUUUUUUGUCUCCAUACCCAACAAGCAACUUGCUACAUCUUCCCAACACAACGUCCCGUCAGUGGAUCGGUAAAAGAACCUCAGAGCCCAACGCUGCUAGACUUUUUUUCUAACCUACGUUACCUAAGUCCACUUGUGCACUCAGGGUUAUGGAUAUCUGUGCUUUUCAACACAGAGAUAGAACAUAUUAAUUGACCACUGAAUACUUCUGGCUAGCUAGACUCUUAGUAGAUCAUGGAAGGAGAAAUUUUAAGCUAAUGGUCCUAAUUGCUUUAUAGAUGGAUCUCAAAAUGACUUCUUUAUAAAUUAAAGAACCUGAUGGAUCUGGCUACAUUGAUGCAUUUGGUGCCAGAUGCUUCAGCCUGUAGGUGGAGCUGUUUUCAGAACAUCGUGGCAAAAAAAGCAAUGCAUUAUUAAUUGGCAAUGAACAAAAGUGUAUUGAGAAACUGUAGCAACCCCCCUAUCUUGCAUUUUGCCUUCACCCUAGAAAAUAUGCAUUUUGGUUAUGUAGAAGAAUGUCUGAUUAAUACCAGAGGUGCAUAUUACUCUUGUAAUGACUUGAAUACCGAAGCUAAUUCUUUGCAGCAAGGCUUUCGCCAGCAUUCACAGUUAAAAAUAUAAAGCCACCCGAAGAGGUGGAAGCGCUUCCGCGGAUAUGACUUUGCAUGGUAGCAUACUAUUAAAUGAAUGGAUACAAACUAUUGUUAUGGGGAACUGGGUUUAGACUUAUUUCGUGUACUUAUGAUAUUUGAGGUCCCUCAGCUGGAUUUGUUGCACUGAUGUCUCUUGUAGGACACAGAGAUGACCAUGUAUUGACUCUAAGAUCAUUUGCUGUUCAAGCAGUUGAGAUGGAGUUGACUAUAGUUCUGGGGGGGGCCUCAGGCUAAACAGGGUUUGUUGGGGGCUGCUAUCUUUGUAAAGUAGGUUUCACCAGUUCUGGGCCCACCAGCAAUAAAAGCACUCCCAACAGCUAUUGGGCCAGUGGUUGGGUAAAACUACAAUGUGUUACUAGUCUUACUGUUCCCACGUGGUCCUCAGCUCUUGUCCAACUGUUGCCAUUCUGCCUGGCCAUCUCAGUUUUGCCCUACUCUUUCUUGUACUGCUGUCGCCAACUUGCCUUAACUUUUUCUAUCUUGCCCUUCUGUUGCAGUCUUGCUCUGUUAUACAUCAGCCAUCCUACCAACAACUUCUGCUCUGUAGGGCUACUUUAAAGCAAUCAUUUGAUUUUCAUGUAUAUAACACUCUUCUCCAUGACAGGCUCACUAAGUAGGCUGGGACACCAGGAGAUUAAGUGACUUGUCCAGGGACAGAAAGAGUUGCCCUAGAGAAUUAAACCAGGGUCUCUAACAUGAGAUCCCACAUCAAAGGCUGAUCACCUAACCUAGGCCAAAUUCUCCUCCACAUUAUGUCUCCUUAGCUCCGACUUGAGAGUUUCAGGGAUUUGCUCAGCUCUCAAAUCAUUAAGGUUGAGGAGAACACCUCAUACAGAUACAAAUAAACAAAAGGAAUUCUGGGAAUGAAUUCCA